Canis lupus familiaris (dog) is the source of this 3602-nucleotide messenger RNA. RefSeq names its product tigger transposable element derived 7 (gene TIGD7). Gene Ontology annotation, cellular component: nucleus. NCBI's taxonomy places the organism in Eukaryota, Metazoa, Chordata, Mammalia, Carnivora, Canidae. The record is from RefSeq and is a predicted model, not a curated record. Gene Ontology annotation, molecular function: DNA binding.
CUCGCCCGGGGGAGCGGCCUUCCGCCCGGUGCCGCCCUGGCGGCCGGGAAGAACUAGUGCCCCCGAGCGCCCGGCCCGCCGCGGCCUGGGGGCGGGGGGCGGCGCGGCCGGCUGGUGCCUGCGUGGCCCUCGGGCGGCCGGCGGCGCCUGGUGCCCCGAGCCCCGCCGGGAGCGUGGCCGCCGCCGCGCUCGGGGCCCUGGGCCUUGCCCGAGCUCUCGUCGCGGUCAGGCGGCUCCGAGGCCUUGCUUGGCCCUCCUCAGGGCCGCGCGCCCCUCGCAGCCAUCCCGGGGGCCCGGUGAGCACCUGAAAUGGAUAAAAGUUGCGGUUUUUGUUACUUCUCAUGAGUUGUGUGUCUCGAAUGAAAACUAUGAAAUUAAUCUAGGACAUGGAAUGGCACUGGGCAUCCAGGAGGACCUGCAAGGAAUAACUGAGGAAUAUCAGAAACACCAGUAGAGAAACCUUUUAAAUUUCUUCAAGCGGGAGAAAAAGUGAGUAUUGUUUCAAAUUAAGGAAAAUCUACAGUGGAGAGAAAUUGAAUAAAGUCACAAAUUUUAAAAAUCUGCUAUUUAACAUCCUAAUGUAAAUUUAGAACGACAGAUGAAAGAUCAAAUCUUUAAAAGUAUUUUUAAAUAUGGUAAAAUGUUUUUAAAACUUUUGGGCCAGGAUUCUGAAACUUGGUAACUCCAAAAUAUGGAAAAGCUUCAGUGAAAAAUAUUCGACUCUUAAGAAUAUACCAGAUAUACACAAGGAAGAUGCUCUGAGAGUGGAAAAGUGCCACCAGGAAAUUUUUACAUACUUACAUUUUACCCUGGUAAACAUAAGUUGAAGCUCAGUCUUUGAGGAUGCUAUAUUGAAUGUAAUACAUGUUAGAUUUCUUCACAUGAACAAUAGUACCUACUAACUUUCUUGUUCACCUAAAGAUACUCUACAGCUGUUCUGGAAUGCCAGCUGUCAGGACAUUGCAAUGUCAGGAUAGCUUAGAAUCUUCAUCCAAGUGGAUGGACUGCCACCCAGUGAACACUGCUUACAGAGCACCAUGAUCACCAUUUUUUUUUUUCUUUGUGGCAGUGAUGUAAAAUCAGGUCCUUUUGGAAGGGGAGAAACCACACUGCAUCUCUGCUACACAAGAUUACUCUGCCUAUGCCCUUGAGGCUUUUAUACUCCCUUCUCAAGCAGUAUUUUGCACGUAGACUUAUCUCACUUGGGUUUGUUCUUGUGGACAUAUCUUGCCUCUCUCCUGCUGUCUCUUUCUCUGUUGAGUUAGGGAGAGUAUGCAGGUAUUCCCAUUAUUCCUGACUGGUGCUGCUGUAUGUGUCAAGAAAGAGGAGAAUGGGGUUCUGAAAACAGACUGUCCAUAUCUUGCAGGAGUGACAGCUAGGUAGCGCUUUGAUAGUGGUGGUUCUCUGAGUUCUUAAGAUCUUCAUCUCUAGGCUAGCACUUCCAACAUGAGCCUUUAUCCCUUUUGGCCCACUCCCCCUCCUUCCGUACAAAUCCUGGUGCCUUUGGGGUCUUUAAGCUAGUCUUUUUGUUUUGCUUUUAUUUUUUUUUCCAAUCCGGCAAGGCUUUUCCCUUUUCUUCUCCUGUUGGUUGUUUGAAACCAAAUUCAGUAUGAAUAAGAGAGGGAAAUAUACAACAUUGAAUUUGGAGGAGAAGAUGAAGGUUCUCAGCAGGAUUGAAGCUGGACGAUCUCUUAAAAGUGUAAUGGAUGAAUUUAGAAUCAGUAAAUCAACAUUUUAUGACAUCAAAAAGAAUAAGAAAUUGAUUUUGGACUUUGUACUGAAGCAGGACAUGCCAUUAGUAGGGGCUGAGAAGAGAAAGAGAACAACAGGAGCCAAAUAUGGUGAUGUGGAUGAUGCAGUCUACAUGUGGUACCAACAGAAACGCUCAGCUGGCAUCCCUGUUAGAGGUGUGGAGCUUCAAGCUGCUGCAGAGAGAUUCGCACAGUGUUUUGGGCGAACAGACUUUAAAGCUAGCACUGGUUGGCUUUUUAGAUUUCGAAAUAGGCAUGCGAUUGGGAAUCAAAAAGUAUGUGGGGAACAAGCCCUAAGUUCGGCUUCAGAAAAUGUUGAACCAUUUCGACAAAAUCUAUACAUGCUUAUCAAAGAGGAGAAGCUGAGUGUAGCUCAGCUGUACAGUGGGGAUGAAACUGACCUCUUUUGGAAGUCAAUGCCAGAAAACAUUCAGGCAAGCAGGAAAGAGAUCUGCCUGCCUGGGAGGAAAAUAAACAAAGAACGGUUGUCUGCUCUUUUAUGUGCAAAUGCAGAUGGAACUCAUAAAUUAAAGUCAAUCGUUAUUGGAAAAUCAAAGCUGCCCAAAAGUGUGAAAGAGGACACAAGUACAUUACCUGUGAUAUAUAAACCUAGUAAGGAUGUUUGGUUCACCAGAGAAUUGUUUUCAGAAUGGUUCUUUCAAAACUUUGUUCCUGAGGUCAGGCAUUUUCAACUUAAUGUUUUAGGAUUCCACGAAGAGGAUGUCAGGGCCAUGUUACUUCUGGACAGUUCUCCAGUUCACCCCUCCACCGAAUCACUAAGCAGUGAGGAUGGGCGGAUAAAAUGCAUGUUCUUUCCCCAUAAUACUUCAACCUUGAUUCAACCAAUGCAUCAAGGCGUGAUCUUGAGCUGCAAACGACUUUAUAGGUGGAAGCAACUUGAAGAGAGUCUUGUAAUUUUUGAAGAAAGUGAUGAUGAGCAAGAUAGAGGAGAAAAAGGAGUUUCCAAGAUUAAAAUCUACAACAUAAAAAGUGCAGUUUUUAACUGGGCAAAGAGUUGGGAUGAAGUAAAACAAAUAACCAUAGCAAAUGCAUGGGGAAAUCUUCUUUACAAAAAGGAACCUGAAUAUGAUCUUCAGGGCUUAGAAGAUGGAGAUUAUAGAGAAAUCCUUGAGAAAUGUGGGGAGUUGGAAAACACAUUGGCCGAUGACAGGGUGUGGAUUAAUGGGGAUGAUGAAGAAAAGGGUAGCUCCCCAAAGCCAAAAAGUGGAAUUACAAAGGAAGUUAUUCAGAAAGGAGGAGGAGAUGAAGAACAAACUGCUGAAUUUCAAUUAUCUGCUGUAAGAGAGAGGUUGGACUACCUACUUGACUUCGUUGAUGCCACACCUGAGUUUCAAAGGUUCCAUUUCACACUGAAAGAGAUGCAACAAGAAAUAAUAAAAAAACAGUUCCAGAAUAGAAUCCAUUCUAGAAUUGGUAGUUUUUUGAAACCCAGGCCUUGUAUUGUCAAGGAUUCCUUCAAUAUGCCUUCAACUUCUAGUAAUUAGAUCUUGUGUUUAAAGAUUUGUAUAGUUGUAUGAUGCAGACCUGUUGUGAAUUGUCAUGGUUUUUAUCAACUUAAUUCACUUUGCAUAGCACUGCCCACUUAUAUAUUGUUUAUAAGACAUAAAAUUUUAAAAUAUUUUUUCUUUAAAGUAUAAAAACAUUCAUUAAUCCAUUUUUGUUUCUAUUAUAGACAAAGAUCUGAAUAAUGAAGAGUUAUUGUCCCAGAUUAUCUUAGGUGUAAUGGAUGUGGGAAGAGCAUUACAUUUUAUUUUAUUCAGGCCAUUAACAAGGAAGCCAUAUGCUGAUAUAUAAAAUAAAAAGAAUAGAUUUGGUUGGUUUUCAGUUUAA